GUAUUGAUCAGUGAAUUGCCGAGUGUGUAGACGAACUAUUACGUCUUGGUUUACUCAAGAAAAAAAAAUAUCUUUCGUUAUCAAGGAUGUUAUCUUAUCAGUCCUUAUCAUAAGACUUCUAUAAUGUUAAUGGACCAUUGAUAAAUCUCCUUUCAGUUUGUGAUUAUUCUAGUACAGACCAAGGUCUGAUAAAUAAUUUUUACUUUACUGGUAUAAUACUGCUUCGACAUUGAAUUCGUUCUUCAUUUAACAAGGCAUUUCGUAAUCAAGGCUGACAAUAAACCAUAACAAUUUCACUUAGUAAUAUUGAAAGAAUUGCUUAUGAGAACCAAGUGUUUUGUGCCUCUAUUUAAUUCAAUAAGAGUAAAAUUAAACUUACGCAAAAUGAGCAUUGAUAUUGGAGGAAUGAGAAUCAAAUAUAAAGAUAAGGAUGACACAUUUCUAGAAAAACAUUUGGUGUCCAAUGAACCAUUUGGCCAAUUUAAGGCAUGGUUUGAAGAUGCUUGUGCCAGGAAGGAAAUUUUGGAGCCCAAUGCUAUGUGCCUAGCCACUGCUACCAAAGACGGGUUCCCAUCUGCAAGAUUUGUACUUCUGAAAGCUUACGGCAAAGAUGGAUUCAAGUUUUUCACUAACUAUGAAAGCAGGAAAGCUAAAGAAUUGGCAGAAAAUCCAAAUGUUGCUGCCACUUUUUACUGGGAAGUAUUAAAUAGAUCAAUCAGAAUAGAAGGUAGUGUAGAGAAGCUUCCUGAGGAAGAGUCAAUAAAAUAUUUCCACUCAAGACCAGUGCCGAGCCAAAUAGCUGCCUGUGCCAGUUACCAGAGCACUCCUAUUGAGUCCAGGGAUGUUCUGUGUGAACGUGAACGAGCUUUAGAGGCUGAAUACAUGAUUCCCAAUAAGGAAGUGCCUAAACCGCAGUAUUGGGGUGGCUAUGCUAUUAUUCCAAGAUCUGUGGAGUUCUGGCAGGGCCAGAGAGACAGACUUCAUGAUCGCAUAAAGUUCAGGAAGCCUAAGUCUGGUGAAGUGCCUGAUGGGAAACUUCUGCACCAAGGUGAAGAUGGAUGGGUUUUUGAAAGGCUUUCUCCUUGAGGACUUAAUCUCAAUUUUUGUAUCACUGCAUUUUAGUUUAUUUGGUCCUAUAUUGUUGCCUGUAGAUGUAAUGUGAUAGUUAAGCAAAACAAUGGAACAAUGAGGUAAACAUAAUUCACAUCAUAAUUAUUAUUAUUCUUGUUAUCUUAAAUGUUUUGGACUAUUGUUUUCUUUUCUAAUGAGAUACUAUUAAGUGCAACAUUUAAUUUGAUGAAAUGUAUGUUUUGUAUGGAUUUUAUUAAUAGAACUGGAGGAAUUAUGUUAAGCUUAGAACUAAGGAUGAUACUGUUAUGAUGAAGUCUUCCAAACAUUUAUAGAACAAAUAAUUUAUUUAAUCAAUUAAAAAUAAAUCAUGAUUUCUUGUUA
Messenger RNA from Pectinophora gossypiella (pink bollworm), 1452 nucleotides. RefSeq names its product pyridoxine/pyridoxamine 5'-phosphate oxidase-like (gene Pnpo). The transcript has 5 exons. The coding region runs from base 322 to 1086 and encodes 254 amino acids. Gene Ontology annotation, biological process: pyridoxine biosynthetic process; pyridoxal 5'-phosphate biosynthetic process. Gene Ontology annotation, molecular function: pyridoxamine phosphate oxidase activity; FMN binding. The record is from RefSeq and is a predicted model, not a curated record. Lineage: Eukaryota; Metazoa; Arthropoda; Insecta; Lepidoptera; Gelechiidae.